Messenger RNA from Emys orbicularis (European pond turtle), 1465 nucleotides. It is a transcript of the gene USF1, whose product is annotated as upstream transcription factor 1. NCBI's taxonomy places the organism in Eukaryota, Metazoa, Chordata, Testudines, Emydidae. The record is from RefSeq and is a predicted model, not a curated record. The transcript has 11 exons. Gene Ontology annotation, biological process: regulation of transcription by RNA polymerase II. Gene Ontology annotation, molecular function: RNA polymerase II cis-regulatory region sequence-specific DNA binding; protein dimerization activity; DNA-binding transcription factor activity, RNA polymerase II-specific. Bases 179 to 1117 code for a protein of 312 amino acids.
GGUGCGGGGGGAGGGGGUGUUGGGCGAGUGCGCAUGUGCAAAUCUCCAUGGAGAGAAAAGGGGGUGAGAGAGCAAGAGGGAUAAAGGGAAAAAACAGGGUUUGGAAAACAAGGCUGUGAAGUGAGAGGCACGGGGAGACUCCAAGCCCUGCUCUUCUGAUGCAUAACAGAGCAAAGAGAUGAAGGGACAGCAGAAAGCGGUUGAGACUGAAGAGGGCACUGUGCAGAUCCAGGAAGGUGCAGUGGCGACAGGCGAAGAUCCCACCAGCGUUGCCAUUGCCAGCAUCCAGUCAGCAGCCACGUUCUCCGACCCCAACAUCAAGUAUGUCUUUCGCACAGAGAAUGGCGGCACUCAGGUGAUGUAUAGGGUGAUACAGGUGGCGGAGGGGCAGCUGGAUGGGCAGACGGAGGGCACCGGCGCCAUCAGCGGCUAUCCUGCAGCACAGUCCAUGACCCAGGCUGUUAUCCAGGGUGCAUUUACCAGCGAAGAUGCUGUUGAAACAGAAGCCACAGCCACGGAGACCCACUACACGUACUUCCCCACGACAGCCGUGGCAGACACCAGCACCUCCGCCGGUGCGGGGACCACGGCCACCGCGGUGGUGACCACCCAGAACUCAGAGGCCCUCCUGGGGCAGGCCACACCCACUGGUACAGGGCAGUUCUUCGUGAUGAUGUCACCCCAGGAAGUUCUGCAGGGCGGAGCUCAGAGAUCUAUCGCGCCCAGGAAUCACCCCUACUCUCCGAAGUCCGAAGCUCCUCGGACGACCCGGGAUGAGAAACGCCGAGCACAACACAAUGAAGUGGAGCGCCGACGCAGGGACAAGAUCAACAACUGGAUUGUGCAGCUCUCCAAGAUCAUCCCAGACUGCUCCAUGGAGAACACCAAGUCAGGGCAGAGUAAGGGAGGGAUCCUCUCCAAAGCCUGUGACUACAUCCAGGAGCUGCGGCAGAGCAACCACCGCCUUUCCGAGGAGCUGCAGGGCCUCGACCAGCUGCAGAUGGACAAUGACGUCUUGCGGCAGCAGGUGGAAGAUCUCAAGAACAAGAACCUGAUCCUGCGGGCGCAGCUGCGUCAGCACGGGGUGGAGAUCAUCAUCAAGAACGACACCCACUGACUGGUGAGGGGCGUGGGGGGAGCGGCUGAACCCCCGGCCUCGGGGUCUGCCAAGGCACAAGGCGAGGAGGGACCCCCCCAGUCACGACUGCCCGCAGGAGACAGUUCUCGCCUGCCGAUGCUCCUGAACUGCAGCGCCUCGCUCUUGCUGUACAGACCCGAAAGCAGCAGCGUCAGCAUCCUGGGGCUGAACCCAGUGCUCGGGCCUCCCCUCAGAGCUCCCCCCGAGCCUGGCCCAGAGCCUCCGCUUGCCCUGCCUCCCCCUAGAGCUCCCACCCAGCCUGGGUUAGAGACUCGGCCUGCUGCCCCCCUCCCCGGCGGAGCUGGUUUGAAUAAAGAAGCUGACGCU